AUGUCCCUGUCCUCCAGCCUAAAGAGUCUCCUCACCAUCUGUGUCCUCGCUGCUUUUGUUUCCAGCACUGUGGUAGAGAGUUACAAAUGUGCACAAUGUGAACCUGAAGAGUGUAACAAUGGCGUUGAGAAAACUUGUGAUACCUCUCUCGGCUGCUUCAGUGAAAAGAAAGAACUUAAUAAGACAGGGCAGCAGCAGCCACCGAACCAGCGUAUCCUGAAGAAAGGCUGUUCUUUAGGCAAGUGUGAUGCAAAGGCCUUCUCAGCCACACUGGGGAAUGAGUACACAUUUGGGUAUGGCUAUCGAUGCUGCCACACUGAAAACUGCAACAAAGCGGACUUCCAAGUGGCUCGAAAGUCCUCAGAUCCCAAUGGCAUUACCUGUCCUGCCUGCUACAGUGACCAGGGUUCAACCUGCCAACCAACCAACCUCGCCUGUAGAGGGGAAGAGACGAAGUGUCUUGUGUUUGUAGGCACAGCUAGUGGUGUCCACCCAGUAUUUGGUAUGGGUUGUGCAACUGAAACUGCUUGCAACUUAAAGGAUAUGGAAGUGAUAGACAAUGUAAAAAUCCAUACUGGCUGUGCAGGCAGCAGUAGUGGAAGCCCCCACCUGACGUCCAUCAUCCCAUCAAUUCUGACUGCUCUCUUUCUGCUGAAAGUCUUGCUUUGAUCUCUGAGGCACUUCCAAGCCCAUCUACGAACAUUUCCAAGCACUUCUAUAAACCUGAAAAAGUUGGAGACCUUGAAUGUCUCUUUCCCCCAACACUG
This is a messenger RNA of Nomascus leucogenys (northern white-cheeked gibbon), 767 nucleotides long. It is a transcript of the gene LYPD8, whose product is annotated as protein RoBo-1. The record is from RefSeq and is a predicted model, not a curated record. NCBI's taxonomy places the organism in Eukaryota, Metazoa, Chordata, Mammalia, Primates, Hylobatidae.